Molecule: messenger RNA, 1994 nt
Organism: Polyodon spathula (Mississippi paddlefish)
Lineage: Eukaryota; Metazoa; Chordata; Actinopteri; Acipenseriformes; Polyodontidae
Gene: c30h11orf65
Product: chromosome 30 C11orf65 homolog
Exons: 10
Coding region: 499-1488 (329 amino acids)
Source: RefSeq, a predicted model, not a curated record
ACCUCUGUGUCUGCUGGAUUUUAUUCCAGUUUAAACAGUUGCAGAUUUUAAGUUAGCUGUAACAUUUUGUAAGAACUUAAACCAUGCAAGUGGGAGCUGAACUCUGCAAAGAGCUGAAAACAAUUAAAAACGUCUAAUAAAGCAAAUUCUCAGUUCAAUUAAAGGUCUGGUAAAGUGAUUGAGAGCUCAUUUGGAAUGAAAGCCAGCAGGCACGGGGGUCCCAGAGAAACAAAACUGAGAAGCACUGCAUAGUGGAUGUGAGCAGAUGCUACAUUACAAAAAACUAACGGCAGGCAAUGGAAUCCCAUCUACAGUGGGCAGGUCUGGGAUCUGCAGCUCUUAUUUACUGAAGGUUUAACUGGAGGCCAGUAUCCAGUACUGUUUGAAGGUGUGACAUUUUUGCCGAACAGCGUCCUGGGCUCAAGCUCACCAAUCAGGCGCUCGAUUCCCUUUCGCAGCCUUGCUUUACAUGAUGUUAGAACCCCAUCACCUACAGAGAUGACUGAAAAGGGAUCCUCUGAAGAACACAAAGUAAGUUCUGUGGAUGUACAGGUUCCGGUUUUGAAAAGCAGCCCUGAAGAAGAUGGGACCCAGGCUGACUAUGUAGAUGAGCAAUAUAUAAAGAGCGGCUCAGUAAAUGAUGACUGUGGCGAUGUUAAGCAAGUUCUAGCUGCCAAAGUGAUACAGAGGACAUGGAGAAGGCACAUUGACACCCGUGUGUUUCAAUACUUCAAGGACUUGAUUAACUUCAGACAGAAAGGGGAUCCUCGCUUGCUUCUUAAAUAUAUCAUUCCUAAAGAAGCUGAAUUAUUAGAUUCUGCAGCAGGAAUCCAUAUAAGAUUUAGGCUGUGCGGAAUCAAAUUUCCUCCAAGUAUCUAUUACAAGAUAUUCACCCAUCGGCCCAUUGUGGAUAUGUGUGCAAACAGCCCCAAAGACUACACUAAUGUUGCUUUAAAACAGUCUGUGCCCAAACAAAUCCAUAAUCGAUGGAAAGCUGCAGAAGAUGAUCAAGCCGGCUGGUAUAAACGGAUAGAAAACAAUGGCUGGAGGCUUCUCUCUGACAAGAUUAGCUCAGUGAUGGGCACAAGUGAAUCCGACACAAAAGCAAUCGAAUUUCAUUACUCUAAAAUCAAGAGGCGCCAGGAGGUAGAAAGAAGGCGUAAACAGAAAAAAAUUGAAUGGAUGAAAAAGAUGUAUCACCAAGGUCUCCUACAGGCACGUACCGACGACCCAGACACAGCUGUUCUGGUGAAGAGAGCAACAGAAGGAAUGAUUGCUGCAGUGGACCAGAACGGGGCCCACUCAGUGGUGGAGUGGGAAGUGGAUGAACUGCUGGAGUGGACUAAUUCACUCAACUUUGAAAAGUACAUGAAUAAAUGGAAGGAAAUGGGAAUCAGUAACUCGUCAGACUCAUACAAAGGUUCAAGAUUUAUUUUCUCUGCAUACGACCAGUAUGAGUUCACAAAACUCUCGGAGGUGGACAGCUAGGCAACAGAGAGGCAGUACUGCCAUGAAUCUUCAUACACACAAGCAGUGCAAACUUUACAACUCAGCCUUUACAUAAUAAAGUGAGCAAUGCACAAUAGUAUUUCUAUAUUUUAGUUUCAUAUUGUUGCACCGUGUGUUCCAUUAUUAUGCACACUGUUUAAAAAAAUUGUUGACUCAUAACAUUACUGACAAUAAAGCCAAAACAACUGGACAAUUCCUACAAAACAGUACAUCAAAAGCUAAUUAAGGUAUCACGAACAACCGAAAAAAAGACCAUGUGUUUGUUUGUGUGUCAUUUGUUUGUUGUGUGUGACAUGAAAAUGUUUUGGAAAGUCAAAUAUAGUUAAAAACUCAAACUCCUGGAGGGUCUAGACUGCAGACUGAUAAGAUAAUUGUUUCUUUUUGUUUGUUUGAAGAGAACAUUUCUCCUAUGAAUAAGUUUAAAGAGUAAGUAGCGGUGUUCCAAAAAAUAUAGCGUUAUCCGCCCCCACAUGCAGCUACAACUG